CAAGAAAGCAAGCCAGGAAUCAAGCCCCAAAGUCUACACUAAGAAGCAUAAAGACAAGAAGAUGAGAAAAGAAUCCACCAAAUAGAACUCAACCAUCACAACCAAUAUCAGCUUCACAAUGCUUUCUACGAUGGAUGCUACCCUGGAAUAUUAUAAUAACCAUAGUUAUACUUACCCUUGGUUGCCAAAUGAUGGUAUCGAUCAUGAUAAGAUUUCAGAAGAUAUUUCAUCUCAUAAUAUCUCUUAUUACGGAAAUUUUUACACUAACACACAAAUAGCUGUUGAUAUCUUCACAUCUGUUAUCUGCUUUAUUGGAAUGGUGGGGAAUGGAAUUGUCGUCUGGCUUCUUGGCUUCUGCAUUAAGAAGAAUCAUUUCACUAUCUACAUCCUGAACUUGGCCGUCGCUGAUUUCGGGCUCCUCUUUUCACUUAUAUUUGUGAUUGUUAGUGAGUGGCUUAUAGUUCUUCAUGAUUUUACGACUGUUUUCUCCUUAGUGUCCUUAUUCCCAUUCCUAUCAAUGCACAGCGCAAGUCAAUUUCUACUGACUGUUAUCAGCAUUGAAAGGUGUGUGGCUGCCUUCUUCCCACUUUGGCAUCAGUGCCACCAGCAACCACAUUUGUCCACCAUUAUAUGUGUGCUAGUAUGGGCCCUCUCCUUCCUGCUUUCUGCAACUACCUGUAGUAUGAUAGAAAUUAAUCCAAAUGAAAGUAUGGUUGACCUCUUUUACCAGUUUAUUGUGAAUGCUGUGCUUUGCCUUCCGCUUGUGAUGAUUUCCACUGUGGCCCUGUUUGUUAAAGUCUGUUUUAAAGUACAACACCAUCAGAAGGGAAAGCUUUUGACCAUCAUUUUGCUCACUCUUCUCUUCUUCCUCCUCUUGGUUUUUCCACUGAAUAUCAUAUAUAUCCUCUAUAUUUAUAAUUAUGUACCUUCAUAUGUUCCAGCGUUUGCAACGGUAUUAUCCUGUAUCAAUAGCAGUGUGAACCCUGUCAUUUAUUUCCUUGUGGGGAGACAAUGGAAAACAAGACAUAGGGAGACUAUGAAGAUGAUCUUCCAGAGGGUUUUCAAGGAGGAAGAAUGCUGCACUGAGGAGCUGGAAACCCAAGUGGAACUUGAAACCCAGACAUGAGAACAUUCUAAGAGCUGAAAGCUUCAUCCUUUCUCGUAUGCAGAUCCCAUAAUUGUGCUUACAGACAAACUAGAUGAGAUGCCUGACACAUGGUGGACACGUGUUGGUUUCCUUCAAGUUUCUAUGGGAAGUGAAGUGAGAAAGAACUUCUGCCAGGGAGAAGAGGAAGAGAAUCCCUCUUCUCCCUGGCAGAGGUUCUAUGUUUAGGCGUCUCGUCUAGUCUGCUUGGAUCUUUCUUGCAGCUGCUGGUGCAUUUGGCUCCCUCUGGCUGCCGAGUGCAUUUAGGGGAGCAAGAGGAGUGUGCUCCUUCUUCCCACUUCCAGUGCACUCGGCUCCCUUUCACUGCUGCCAGCUUGCUCAGCUCCCUCUGACUCAAUACCUGUGUGCCUGACUCCCUCUCACCAGCACACUUGCCAUCAUGCUCUUCUUGCUCCCCUAAGUGCACUCAGCAGCCAGAGGGAGCUAAGCGCACCAGUGGCGGCAAGAGGGAGCUGAGAGCACUGGGGGCAGUCAGAGGGAGAUGAGCGCACUGGCAGCAUUUGGCAUCUAGAGGGAGCUGAGCACCCCAGUGGCAGUGACAGGGAGAUGAGUAGACUAGACAAGGUCCCUAAAGAAAUAACCUCUGCCAGGGAGAAGAGGAAUUCUCUCCCUCUUCUCCCUGGCAGAGUUUCUUUCUCACUACAUUUCCCAUAGAAACUUGCGGGAAACCGA
Molecule: messenger RNA, 1837 nt
Organism: Eublepharis macularius
Lineage: Eukaryota; Metazoa; Chordata; Lepidosauria; Squamata; Eublepharidae
Product: mas-related G-protein coupled receptor member H-like
Exons: 2
Coding region: 119-1126 (335 amino acids)
Biological process (GO): G protein-coupled receptor signaling pathway
Cellular component (GO): membrane
Molecular function (GO): G protein-coupled receptor activity
Source: RefSeq, a predicted model, not a curated record